This is a messenger RNA of Mytilus californianus (California mussel), 4413 nucleotides long. Its product is annotated as CD109 antigen-like. The record is from RefSeq and is a predicted model, not a curated record. Lineage: Eukaryota; Metazoa; Mollusca; Bivalvia; Mytilida; Mytilidae. Gene Ontology annotation, cellular component: extracellular region. Gene Ontology annotation, molecular function: endopeptidase inhibitor activity.
AUAAUUCACCCCUCGGCUGCCAAUUGCUUCAAAAAGGACAAUGAUAUUAAUGAUCUUUCUCUUGAUGUUUGUACCUGUUGACAGUCAGCCAGAGAACUGUACUUACUUAAUGACAGUCCCAAAGGUAACAAGACCAGGAACAGAAAUUGAUAUUUGUAUCACAAUGUGGACGAAAGUCGGUAAUGUCAGUAUAGCUGCUGCACUGAGAAAUAACAAUGGAAAAACAAUUUCUGGAAUUUCAAAGACAUAUGCAGGGAUAUCAGGGAAACUGUAUAUGUUAAAACUAAAGGUUCCAAGUGAUGCCCCAUCAGGAAAUGACUAUCAUUUAGACACCAUUUGUACUGGGUGGGUAGUGUUUUCUAAAACUAUUGGAAAUAUUAAGGUCGACUCCAGGAAUGCAUCAAUGUUUAUACAGACAGACAAACCAGUAUACAAGCCAGGAGAUUUAGUACAGUUCAGAGCGUUUGGAAUAAAACCGUCACUUGAUGUCAUUAAAGCUCCCAUUGAUGUGAUUAUAUUCGAUCCUCUAAAUAAUAGAGUCAAGCAAUAUUUGAAAUUACAAGAAGAAUAUGGCGUUGUAUCUGGUUUCUUACAAUUAUCACCGGAAACACAUCAUGGUAGAUGGACUAUAGAAAUGAACCAGCUGGGACAAACGGAAAAAGAAUACAUCGAAGUGAAAGAAUACGUGUUGCCAAAAUUCGACGUUCAAGUUUCGGUACCUGGAUUUAAUUUUGUGCAAGGUGACUUUGUUACUGUUAGAGUAUCUGCAGUAUAUACAUUUGGAAAGCCAGUAGAAGGAUACGCAUUAAUAAACAUAACUCGUACUGAGAGUAGUGAUAGUGUAUUUGUAAAGUAUGAAAAGAUAGAUGGAAAGGUUGAUAUCAAGAUUCCGAUGUGGUUUCUUUACCCAUCGUUUGGAACUGACUACAGACUCUUUGUAAAAGUCAACGAAACGGUGACUGGAAAGGAAGCCAAUGCUACAACAAGUUUCAAACUAUAUACCCAAAAGACGAAAGUAGUGUUUUCACAGAGUAUGGCAUCUACAUUCAAACCUGGCCUUAAAUAUACAAUUAUGAUGAGGAUAGAAAAAUCAGACGGUAGUAGCAUCGAAUCACCAACGGGUACUGCCAAAAUAAUCAUAACCUACGAAUAUACCGUCAAGGUCAAAGAAAGUAUAACUACAAAGACCAAACUGUUCUUCACAAAAUCAGUUGCUGUUGACAAGUCUGGAGUUGUUAUACAACAAGUUUCGUUUCCUCAACAUGCAGAUUCUGGUACAAUUUAUGUUGUAUACAAAGGGCGAUAUCUGAGUUCUAAGUAUAUUCGGAAAGCUACUUCACCAAGCAAUAACUAUAUUCAGGUUAGAAAAAGGAGAGGACGGUCAUUUGUGCAGCCUGGAAGAAAACUACAGCUUAUAGUUCAAGUUACAGAGAAAAUACGUUCAUGUUACUACAAGAUAUAUUCCAAAGGAACACUUGUACAACAAGGAAUAUUUACAAUGCACCGGUUAUCAAGGAAACAAACUAUUCUUGUUACUCAUGAAAUGACUCCAUCAUUUAAAAUACUCGUUUACUAUGUGAGACGAUAUGGAGAGAUUGUUGCUGAUGCAAUAAUACUUUCAAUCAAAGAAAUCUUCAGGAAUAAAGUGACUAUGAAAUUUGACCAGAAACUUGUUGAACCAGGACAGACAGUUAACCUAGUAGUCAAGGCUGACCCAGGGUCACUGGUCAAUAUCUUAGCUGUCGAUAAAAGUGUAUUGUUACUUGGAAAUGCAAAUGAUGUAACAGCAAACAAUGUAUUAACAAAAUUACAAGGGUUUACACAUACAACAGUGCCUAUACUUCGAGAAUGGGAUUCCAUAGGAUCAGUCGUGGAUAGCGGAGUUGAUUCAAAAACAGUAUUCUCUAAUAGCGGUGUAUACGUUAAGACAAAUUGCUUGUUAAUAGGACAUAAAGAACCGCCUGUUGCUUUUGGUUCGCCUGCUGGUGAUGGUUUAGGACCUGGCCAUUUUGGUGUCGGGAGUGGCAAUGAUGUAGGGUUUCCUAAUGAUGGUACAGGGGCUGUUCCUGCUCAAAAGGAUGGCAGUAAAUCGCUUGCCUCGCCUUCACGUAAAAGGACCAGAUUUCCAGAAACCUGGUUAUGGUUAAAUACCACAACAAAUCGAAAUGGCGUUGCCUCUCUAAAAUCUCUGGUUCCUGAUACAAUUACGCAGUGGAUAGCAACAUCUUUUGUUGUAAAUCCUCAAUCAGGCUUGGGUGUAGCGGCAGAACCUGCAAACAUCACAACUUUUCAAAGGUUUUUUAUGCGGUUAGAGCUACCUUAUUCAGCAAUACGGGGAGAAAUACUAAUUCUACAGAUUACUGUAUUUAAUUACAUGAAUGAAGAUUUAGAAGUUCAAGUGAAUCUCAACAAAAAUGUCAACUUAACCUUUGUAGAUGUGAAAGGCAAAGUAGUUGUUCCUAAGGGUAAAGCAUGGACAAAGAUAGUGUUCGUGCCCAAAGAAACAGUAAAGUCCGUUUAUUUUCCAAUAAUUCCUACAAAAAUAGGAAGCACCCUCCUUGAUGCAAAUGUGAGAUCUACAGCAGCCGCUGAUGCUGUGCAGAGGCCAUUCAUAGUCAAGCCAGAAGGAAUCAGAGAGAACUACAACAUACCUGUUGUCAUUGACUUGCGUAGAACAAAGAGGUUUUCAACAAAUGUUCGCAUAACAUUUCCAGCAUUUGUUAUCCCGGAUUCAGAGUUCAUAAAGAUAUCGGUAAUAGGUGAUUUAAUAGGUACAACACUGGCCGGAGUAGAAGAUUUGUUACAUAUGUCUUAUGGUUGUGGUGAACAAAACCUAGUUCAAUUUGUACCAAAUGUCUUUAUAUCUGUGUAUUUGAAAGUAACUAACAGGCUGACAAGGGACAUAAAAGACAAAGUUGACAGAUACCUGUCUGCAGGUUACCAACGUCAGUUAUCAUAUGCUCAUUUUGAUGGAUCAUUUAGCGCAUUUGGGAAGAGUGACAGAUACGGAUCUACAUGGUUAACUGCAUUUGUAGUGAAAUCAUUUGCACAAGCAGCACUUUUAACUUACAUUGAUCCAAACGUAAUGCGAAAAGCUAUUCGUUUUCUGAUAACCAGUCAAGACAAGCAAACUGGAGAAUAUAAAGAAAAGGGUGUUGUUUAUCAAAAGAGCAUGCAGGGAGGCUCAGCAUCAAGUGCCGCCAGUUUAACAUCGUAUGUGGUGAUUGCUUUACAUGAAGCAUUGAUACGUAAGCAGAUUCCAAAUGAUACAAUUAAGAAAACCCAGGACUCGAUAAAACACGCAGUCAGCUUUAUUGUUAGAAUUUUAGAGAACCGUACUUUAAUUGCUAAGAAUAAUCAGUAUGAACUUGUGAUUGCAACUUAUGCUUUAACGUUAGUAAAUGCACCAAUAUCUCUUACAUUACUACGACAGAUUGAAAGAUAUUCCUCUAGAGAAGAUGGAACAAAAUUCUGGAAAUUAACUGAUGAUGCAGCAAACAUGAUUCAGCCGUAUAGACAUUGGAUACCACCUAAAGUAAAAGUCAGAGCACUUGACAUUGAGAUAACAUCAUAUGUUCUUCUGAUAUACAAUAUUAGGAAAGAUAUUACUAAUGGAGUGAGAGUCGUUAAAUGGUUGAAUAAACAAAAGAAUCCAUUUGGUGGAUUUACAUCAACACAAGAUACUGUUAUUGCCAUACAAGCAAUCACUGGUUUUGCAGAAAAGGUUUUUGUAGAACAAUUUGAUGCAGUUGUAACUGUCAAAGGGGACUCGUGGACUGGUCAUACGUUUACGGUGGAUAACACCAAUUCCUUAAUUCUACAUUCAGUGGAUGCUCCACGCAACAUACGACAAAUAUCUAUAGACUGUGAAGGAUCGGGAUUUCUUAUGUUAGAGGUGGCUGUUUUUUUCAACGUACCUGAAGAGCUUAGGAAACCAGCUUUUGAUUUAAGUACUACAAUUCUAAACGAUUCUGUUCUAGGAUUUAGGUUAAAAAUUUGCUUCAGUUGGUUACGGGGUGGUAACAGCACUAUGGGAUAUAUGGAAAUUGCUCUACCGACCGGAAUGGAGGCUGAUAUGGAUUCUAUGAAUACUACUAGUACAUAUGGUCUUUAUAAGAAAAGAGAGGCCUCGUCUGAUCAGUUAAAUUUAUACUUUGAUUGGAUCACAACUGAAGAAAUGUGUGUAGAGAUCGACAUUGACAGAAUAAGCCUUGUAGCAAAGCAAAAACCAGUACCUGCUAGACUUUCAGAGUACUAUGAACAAAGUAAUGAAGUAAUAAGAAUGUACGGGUCUAAAGUUUUGUCUCAGGCUUCUGCAGAUGAUGUUUGUGGACUGGAUCGUUGUCAGUAAAAAGAUUCACCAGAUAUUAUGUAAUACUAAUGAUUACCUACUUCAAUGAAAAUAAAGUCGUA